AUGGCCGAAGUUGGACGCAAGCGCGCCCAAGACGGCGAUGGCACUGCAAAUGUGCGCAAGAAACUAAGGCCUUCGGAGCUUCCACUCUCCCAGGCGAAACGAUCGGCCAUCGACAGCUUGGUACACAUGUUUCGCAAAAAGGGUACAUACGACGACAUACGGAGGGAUCUUAUGAAGCAAUAUGUAUCAGGUCCUGCCAAAGAUGAACUCCAAUCCGCCCUCAAAGAACUUGUUGACCGUGAAACCGACCGUAAUCCGUCAUUACUAUCCAAGGACCCCCGGAUGGCGACCACCCUUAUCGAGGGUGCGGGAGAACGCAGUGACAUCUACGCGAACAUUAUGAGCACUGUCAACGCCCUAUUGGACCGAUUGAUGGAAGAACAGGGCUUGCCGAAAAUGCGCGAAUACCGCAUUCAGGAAAUUGGAGCGGAGGCGGCUGCUGAAGAGGAGAAGCGAGGCAGCAAGACCGAAGAGGAAUGGGCACAAGAAGCCGAGGCUCGACGGCAAAAGCGUGAGGCUCAGAGGGAAAAGGAGCUGGAGGAGGAGCGCGAGAGGGAGCGUGCAGAGAGGGCCAAAAGGGAGGAGCGUAGGCGGCGAGAAAAGGAAGAAGACGAGGCUCGAGAGAAGGCUCGGCAGGAAGAAAAGGAGCGCAGGCGCAAGGAGCGUGAAGAGCGCGAGAAGGAAGACGAAGAGCGCCGACGAAAAGAUCGAGAAAGGAUUGAGAAGGAGAGGGAAGAGGAACGCCAGCGCCUUAAGAAGGAGCGGGAAGAGCACGAGAAGAGUCGAGAGGCUCGCCUCAAGAAAAUUCGAGAGGAGGAUGCCGAGCGGGAGCGUCGCAUACAAGAGGAGCUUGACCGAGAUCGUGGUGGACGCUAUCGCAGUGGCCGUGGACGCAGCAGGACCCCUGACCGUGACAGAGACCGCCGAGGACGUGACAGAAGCAGGCGAAGGAGCAGGACAAGGUCAAGAUCACGUGAACGUGAACGUCGUACGUCUAUCAAGCCCGAGGACAUCAAGGUGGACGAUGACCUGGCACUUCAGCUUUUGUUGCAAGAGAGCGAACAGAUGAAGAAGUCACGGCAGCGACCCGCACUUGAACGCUCAGAAUCACUUGAACCGCCUAUGCGGAAAGCACAUCCACCCAAGUCGCUUGUACCGCGAGAUCCAGUGGCUGUUCGACUGGCGAAGCUUGACGGAAAAUCCGCCUCGCCUGCACAGCGGGCCUCUAGCAAGGGUCUCAGAUCUCCCAUCUCGGAAACACAUACUGCAGCCGCAAAGGAUGAAGACACUGUGAUGAUGGAUGCUCCACCAGCCGACGCCAAGGGUCGACGAGGAGAAUUGUCUUCAAAAGCCGAUAAAUCACGCGCACCAGAAGUCGUUCACUGUCUCGUGGAAGCCGCUAUGAUCGCAGGUCUCGACGGGACGAUGAUAGACAUUCUUACAGGCCGACACACGACGGUCGAAGGCGCGAUCGCGACGAGCGUGAUGAUAGACGCUCGCGCCGCGACAGUCGUAGCCGGUCACGCGAGACACGUACUAACCGCCGCAAGUCGCGGUACGAGACACGCAGCCCUUCACCGAGCCGAGAAGAGAGACGUCGAGACCGCACCCGGUCUCGUUCCAGAAGCCGACGUGACCGUGAUCGCGACCGCGACCGUGAUCGGUCGGCCACUCGUCGACGCCGUCAUUCCCGCUCUAGGAGUCCAGAUAAUAUUGAUCGAUAUGUACCCGGCGGUGCGGCAGCAGCAGCAGCAGCCGCCACUACCACCAGCACCCGGAAGCGAGAAGAUAGCCGUGAGCGCAAGCGUGAUGAUAGCCGACCUCGUAGGCGUGACGAUAGCCGCGAUCGGCCACGGAGCUACAGGUCUCGAGACUAUGAUCGUUGGGAUGGUGGGAGAGAACGGGGCAGUAGACGGCAAGAGUCUGACUGUUACCAACCUGGUGGCGGGGGUGGAGAUAGUGAUGAGAAGGAACGAGACGGCGAUCGAAAGGCCAGAGAGCGGAGUAGAGAGCGGAGUAGGGAAAGAAGCCGGGAUAGGAGUCGUGAUAGAGACAGGCGCAGACGUGUGA
Bipolaris victoriae FI3 is the source of this 2070-nucleotide messenger RNA. RefSeq lists its product as hypothetical. The transcript has 3 exons. The record is from RefSeq and is a predicted model, not a curated record. Lineage: Eukaryota; Fungi; Ascomycota; Dothideomycetes; Pleosporales; Pleosporaceae. Bases 1 to 2070 code for a protein of 689 amino acids.